Messenger RNA from Entamoeba dispar SAW760, 447 nucleotides. Its product is annotated as rrm-containing protein, putative. The coding region runs from base 1 to 447 and encodes 148 amino acids. The record is from RefSeq and is a predicted model, not a curated record. Gene Ontology annotation, molecular function: mRNA binding. The transcript is spliced from 2 exons. Lineage: Eukaryota; Evosea; Mastigamoebida; Endamoebidae.
AUGUGUGCUGAUUUGUAUCAAACAAAUACUAACCCUUUAAGGUUAAAUACAACACGAAACGAUGGCAAAAAAAAACAAAGUAUUACUUUGAGAAAUGUUGAUGGAAAAAGAUGGGUAGAUGAGUCAAUGGCUGACUGGCCAAUAAAUGACUUUCGUAUGUUUGUAGGAAAUUUAGGAAAAGAAGUUGACGACACAAUGCUUAAAAUAUUUUUUUCUAAAUAUCCAUCAGUUCAAAAAGUAAAAGUAGUUGUAAACCCACACACAAAUAAAAGUAAAGGGUAUGGAUUUGUUAGUUUUUCUGAUCCAAAUGAAUAUCUUCUUGCAUUAAGAGAGUUAAAUGGAAAAUAUAUUGGAACACGUCCUUGUAAAUUAAGUAAAGGUAAAUGGGAAAAACGUUCUGAAAAACCUUCAACUAAAGAUGGAAAAAUACCGAAGCUACCUAAAUGA